Myxocyprinus asiaticus (Chinese sucker) is the source of this 3374-nucleotide messenger RNA. RefSeq names its product cytohesin-3-like. Bases 240 to 1475 code for a protein of 411 amino acids. Gene Ontology annotation, biological process: regulation of ARF protein signal transduction. Lineage: Eukaryota; Metazoa; Chordata; Actinopteri; Cypriniformes; Catostomidae. Gene Ontology annotation, molecular function: guanyl-nucleotide exchange factor activity. The transcript is spliced from 13 exons. The record is from RefSeq and is a predicted model, not a curated record.
AAUGAGAGCAGGCGUAGUGCUGUCUGCACAUUCAUUGUUUUCACAGGGACUUAUGUCCACCUAUGGAGCUAUUUAUGUGUUAAACCAAUGACAUGUACAACAGCCCACACACUGGGUUACAAAUGAGCUCAGUCUGUAUCGUAGCGCGAUUUAAUUUUGUGUUACAUACCAACGUUAUAUUUUUAUUUGUAAACAACCUUUUACUAUAGGAGUUCAUUUACACCACGUCGCUUCAAAGCAUGAACAUGGAUGAAGAUAAUCGAGUGCCUGAAGAUCUUUCACUUGAAGAGAGAGAUGAACUGUCAAACAUCAGACAGAGGAAAAAGGAACUUCUAGAUGACAUUGAGCGGUUAAAGUUUGAGAUCUCUGAAGUAAUGACAGAGAUUGAGCAUUUAAUGUGUGUCAGAGAGACUAAAAGCAUUCAGAGAAACAAGCAGAUUGCUGUUGGAAGAAAGAAAUUCAAUAUGGAUCCUAAAAAGGGAAUUCAGUUUCUUUUGGAGAAUAAUCUUCUGCAAUACACACCUGAGGACAUCGCUCAGUUCCUCUAUAAAGGCGAAGGCUUAAACAAAACUGUCAUAGGAGAUUAUUUAGGGGAAAGGGACGACUUCAACAUUAAGGUUUUGCAGGCUUUUGUGGAGCUUCAUGAGUUUGCUGACCUAAACCUGGUGCAAGCUUUGAGGCAGUUUUUGUGGAGUUUCAGACUUCCGGGUGAAGCACAGAAGAUUGAUCGUAUGAUGGAGGCCUUUGCUGCUCGAUAUUGCCAAUGUAACCCAGGUGUCUUUCAGUCCACAGACACAUGCUACAUUCUCUCGUUCUCUGUCAUCAUGCUCAACACCAGCCUACACAACCCUAAUGUCAGAGACAAGCCCACAAUGGAAAGGUUUAUCAUAAUGAACCAGGGAAUCAAUGAGGGAGGUGACCUGCCUGUGGAGCUGCUCAGAAAUUUAUAUGAGAGCAUUAAGAAUGAGCCUUUCAAAAUUCCUGAAGACGAUGGGAAUGAUCUUACUCAUACAUUCUUUAAUCCAGACAGAGAGGGAUGGCUGCUAAAGCUAGGAGGAAGAGUGAAGACCUGGAAGAGGAGGUGGUUCAUUUUGACGGAUAAUUGUCUUUAUUACUUUGAAUACACAACAGACAAGGAGCCACGGGGGAUCAUUCCACUGGAGAAUCUUAGCAUACGAGAGGUAGAGGAACCAAGGAAACCAAACUGCUUUGAGCUGUACAACCCUAGUCACAAGGGGCAGGUAAUAAAAGCAUGCAAGACAGAGGCAGACGGAAAGGUGGUGGAGGGGAAUCACGUGGUGUACAGAAUAUCAGCACCCACGCCAGAGGAGAAGGAAGAGUGGAUCAAAUCCAUCAAGUUCUGCCCCCAUUUGGAGGUCUCCGGCCUGCAGCUAUACCUACUUGGAAGUCGCCAGCUCUCAUUGAAAAUGAAUGAGAUGAGGUCACCUUGUUGCUGGAAGUUGCUGCAUGUGUGAACGGGGCUUAAUGAAUAUGGAAUGAUCCAAGUGCACUCAAGGUUAAAUGGGCUUUCAUUAAGAUAAAUCAGCAUUUAUCACUGGAUAAAGGGUAACAUAAACCACUUAUUCUUUCACUGUUUGGCCAUGGCUUUGUUUCUUGCUCUGUUUUCUUGCAUGGCCUAAAACAGACUUUUUUUGGUUCAUAAAUACAGUAUUUCUCAUCAUGUUAUUGAAAUGACAUAAGAACUCCCAAAUCUUCCAUAGUAUAGUACCAUAGAGGUAAGCGUCUAGUUAACACAUGUCCUCUGACUCAACUGGAAUAGUGUCAGUCUGUUCUGUGGUCAGUGAAGACCGGUGUUUUUGUAGCAAAAGCUGCCUCAGCAUGUCCCAUGCAACUGCCGGGAACUCUGGGCCACCCCCACACUUAAUAGUAAAACCAUGUAACUCUUUAUUUACAGGUUUUUAGAAUCCUAAAAUUCCUUAAUGCUCAUUAAUUAAAAACAAUACUGUUACUGUUUUUGGAAAUAAGGGUCAUUCUAUGAAAACUGAUUUUUAAAGAACAUUUUUUGUAAUAUUUUAAACAUUUUAUGAGGUAUACAAUGUGUUUAAGGGUUAAUAAAUUGCAUUGUGCCAUCUGAAACUAAAUUAAGGUGCUUCUUAAAAAGACAAUUUAAUACUAAUAUUUCUACAAAUAUCCACUUUGAAAUGAUCUAUUGCUGACUGUACAAAAUCAUAAUAACAGAGUUGGCAUUUGAAGAUCCUAUUUUCCUAUUAACAAAGAUAAUAAAAUAUGAGAUAAAGUGAUAAAGAUAAAAUAGAAAAUACUUUAUAGCUUGUACUUGAAAAAUACACUUCUUGAAAGGAUGAUGAUGUCAUUAUGACAAGUUUUUAUGUAUGAAAUAGUUGAUCUUUUUUAAAAUGGGAAAGAUAUUAUGGUAAGACGGUUGACUCAUAAUGUUUUUUGAAUUAGUCAUUAGUCUUUUUAGUAAUACAUUAGGUCAAAUAAAAUCUAUAUAAAUAUAUAGAGAGAGAAUAAAAUCAAAAUGCUAGCUUUUAUUUCCAUGUUGGCCUAUUUUGUAUUCACAGCAAUUUGCAUAUUUGUUAAUAUAGUCGGAAAGACAUGCCAAAAAUAUAUCCUCAUCAUGAAAAAAAAAAAAAAAAGAAACAACAUGGAUAUAAAAGCUAGCAUUUUAGAUGUAAUAAAGAUGGAUUUUUGUUGAUUCAUUUAGAAAAAAUUUGUUUAUUAAAGGAAUAUUCCGGGAUCAACACAAGUUAAGCUCAAUUGACAGCAUUUGUGGCAUAAUAUUGAUUACCAUAAAAAAUUAUUUUGACUUGCCCCUCCUUUUCUUUAUAAAACAAAAAAACUAAAAUUAUAACCACAAGACAAUGUGUGUUAACAUGAUUUCAGUGUGAUAAAAUCGCUUAUUAACCUUUUCUGUGUAAAGUUAUAGCCAAUUUUACAACUUCGUUGCCAGGACAGUGUAGUGUCAACAAACCCUAAAACGACUGUAAAAAUGACUUUACAGCUUAAAUAACACAUGAGUUUUAACAGAAGAAUUAACGUAAGAGCUUUUGUAAAAUUAUAAGCUUCACAUUUCUGCCUUUCAACUCUCCAAAAAUGGUCCCCAUUCACUUCCAUUGUAAGUGUCUCACUGUAACCUCAAUUUUUCCUUUUUUUUUUUUUUUAAAGAAAAGGAGGAACAAAUUGAAAUAAUUUCUUGUGGUAAUCAACAUUAUGCCAGAAAUGCUGUCGAAUGAGCUUAACUUGUAUUGCUGUAAAUCUGGCAUCAGAUAUCCAAGUUAUUUUUACACAUACUGUAUAUGAAGGGCUCAAAUGGCACCCGUUUUAUAGAAAGAUCAUAACAUUCUUCUAGAUACGUAUUGUUUUUUUCAGUGGGAAUUUACAGUUCAUUUUCA